AUGAAGGAAAAGUGGAUCGAAUGGCUACAGCAGUUACCGAUGGUGGAAGAAGUUCACAUUCCACGACUAUAUUCGAAUCGAAUGUCACCGCAUCCAGCGAAAUCAAUUCAACUUCAUAUGUUCGUAGACGCUGGCAUCGAAGCUUAUGCAGCUGUAGCGUACUUUCGUGUGGAAGACGAUUACGGUAUCGACACUUGUAUUGUUGGAGCAAAAUCCAGAUUGGAAUUGCAAGGUGCUGUGUUGGGCACGCAUUUAGCAGUAAACAUCAUACAAAGUCAUUACGGUCUAACUAUCAACAAAACGGUCAUUUGGUGUGACUCUCAAACGGUCUUAUCCUGGUUACACACGGACACGCGAAAAUACAGUCAAUUUGUCGUAUUCCGAGUGGCGGAAAUUUUGGAACUGUCUGGCGAUAUGGAAUGGCGUUGGAUACCAUCAUUGGAAAAUGUCGCAGAUGAAGCGACGAAAUCGAAGGACAAGGCAGAUUUACAAUCAUCGGCACGUUGGUUCAAUGGACCAGAAUUCCUUCGCAAUCCGGAUUCUGCCUGGCAAUUUGAGUUGGAAGAACCCAAAUUCGAAACGAAAGAAGAACUGAGGCCAGUGUAUACGAUGUCACAUUUAGUUGUUCCAGUCAAUCAGUUCAUUGACUUCAAGAGAUUUUCCAAUUGGUCACGUUUGGUUCGGGCAGUUGCAUACGUUUUGCGAUUCGUACACAAUACGAAGUCAAUGGCUGAACAACGUUAUUUUGGUCCAUUAUCCUCCGAAGAGCUCACUCUUGCCGAAUCACUUAUAUAUCGACAAGUUCAGUACGACAGUUUCCAAGAUGAAUUGGUGAUCAUACGACACAACGCAACAGCACCAAUCGACAAACAGAAAGAAUUCGAGAAAAGCAGUGUAAUUCGUACAUGUUCGGCAUAUUUGGAUGAAAAUAGUGUCAUGCGGGUUAUGGGACGUAUCGAUGCUUGUCAAUCAGUGUCGGUUUCAAUGAAACGGCCAAUAAUUCUGGACAAAAGUCAUCACGUUACGCGUCUCAUUGUACAUUUCUACCAAAAGCAGUACAAACAUAUGAACCAUCAGACAGUGCUGAACGAAAUGAAACAGAAGUAUUGGAUUCCAAGCCUACGAUCGCUCGUCAAAAACGUACGCACUGACUGCCAGAAAUGUAAAAACUCAGCUGCACUUCCACAAAUUCCGGAAAUGGCACCAUUACCACCGGAACGGUUGGCCAUUUAUACACCAGCCUUUACGUAUGUGGGAGUUGACUAUUUCGGUCCAAUAGAGGUGGUUGUUGGCAGAAGUACACAAAAGAGAUGGGGAGUACUCUUCACCUGUUUGACAUCAAGAGCAAUCCAUUUGGAAGUUGCGCAUUCGUUGGAUACGAGUUCUUGCAUUAUGGCAGUUCAAAAUUUCAUCGCACAUAGAGGCCAGCCCAGAAAAAUAUUCUCCGACAAUGGAACUAACUUUCAUGGUGCGGAUAAUGAGUUACGUGAAGAGUUCAAAAAACUGGACCAAAAUCGAAUUCAAGAAGAAUUCACUACAACCGAAAUGUCUUGGACAUUCAUUCCACCGAAAGCGAGUCAUAUGGGCGGUGCAUGGGAACGAAUGAUUGGAAUUGUGAAGAGGUGCAUGGAUGAUGUCAUCUCCAUACGACUUCCGACAGAUGAAGUACUCAACAAUCUGAUGAAGUUGACGAUGAACAUUGUCAAUUCGAGACCACUUACGUACGUUUCGCUGGAUUCACCUACCGACGAAGUUCUCACGCCGAAUCACCUGCUUUUCGGUUCGUCAAACGGUAUGAAACCACCUGGAGAUUUUACGAAUGCAGACGCACUUAAAAACUCAUGGAAAACCGCUCAAGUUAUGGCGGAUAAAUUCUGGCGAGCAUUUGUGCUGCAAUACCUGCCGACACUGGUCAAACGUCCAAAAUGGUUCCAAAAAGUCAGACCGUUACAAAUUGACGACAUUGUUCUGAUCGUGGACGAAAAUUUCAAGCGGAACACUUGGCCGAAAGGAAUAAUCGUCGAAGUAUUCAGAGACAAAGCCGGAACAGUUCGAAGUGGAAAAUCCCAAAUACUUGAAUUUGUUGACUCGUUUAAUCGAACUGCCAUCGAUGACAAUGUCCAUGUUUUCAAUGUGCCUGGCACGACCAAACAACAUAAAACAAGUCUUCCCAACGUUGAGGGAAAGUACAUUCACAUUCAGCCAGUCGUGCAACAGGUCGAUGUCAUGCUGUAUUGCAAAUCGAAGUUGUUCCUCUGUGUCAACCGCAUACAGUAUGGCAGCAUCGGCAGCAUACAAAACCAAUUGACCAAUGAAAUCGAUGCUAAAACACAAUUUGUGUUUACAUACCUAGCAUACCUUGUUGUCGAGGAAUAA
Messenger RNA from Bradysia coprophila, 2376 nucleotides. RefSeq lists its product as uncharacterized. NCBI's taxonomy places the organism in Eukaryota, Metazoa, Arthropoda, Insecta, Diptera, Sciaridae. Gene Ontology annotation, molecular function: nucleic acid binding. The record is from RefSeq and is a predicted model, not a curated record. Gene Ontology annotation, biological process: DNA integration.